Messenger RNA from Glycine soja, 351 nucleotides. RefSeq names its product ras-related protein RABC2b-like. Lineage: Eukaryota; Viridiplantae; Streptophyta; Magnoliopsida; Fabales; Fabaceae. Gene Ontology annotation, molecular function: GTPase activity; GTP binding. The record is from RefSeq and is a predicted model, not a curated record. The transcript is spliced from 3 exons. The coding region runs from base 1 to 351 and encodes 116 amino acids.
AUGGUGGAGUUAUUCUUGGUCAUUUUGGAAGCUACAAAAAGAAAGAAAGAAAACAUGGGUUCUGCUUCAAGAGUUGAAAGUAGCAACUACGAUUACUACUUUAAGGUUUUGUUGAUUGGUGAUUCUGGUUUUGGCAAGAGCAGUCUUCUUCUCAGCUUCAUCUCCAACUCUAACUCCAUCAAUGACCUCUCCCCCACCAUUGGAAUGGCAUAUAUUCUGAUCAUGGUUAGGACCAGAGGAUUAGAUCGUGCCUUAGGUCACGUUACUAGUAGAGGAGAUCAUGAUGAUUCCGAUGAUGCUCCGCUGCAUCGACGGCCUACCACAUCCGCACAAGGCAGCGAGUACCUGUGA